Messenger RNA from Symbiodinium necroappetens, 1219 nucleotides. The record is from the annotation of a GenBank genome assembly. Lineage: Eukaryota; Dinophyceae; Suessiales; Symbiodiniaceae.
AUGUGCUUGCUGGGGUGGCCGCCUUGUCGGCUGGUUGUCCUUUGUCUGCACAUGAAACGGUGUUGUUGUCGGUCAGCAACGUCGGGGUCGUGGCUCCGACAGCCGAGGACGACAAGCAACCAAGCUUUGAAAGCUGCGCAUGGCAGCGGGGCGGUGGGCCAAAAGCCGCAUCUGCUGGGAGGCGUUGGAUGCAGUGGACUUCGGCGACAGCAACGUCGGGCGGAUGUGCGAGGGCGUGAACGCCGCACCAAUGCCCGCUGCAUCGCACAGCGAGCAACAACCAGGAAGGCUUGCCUCUUCAAGUUUCCCAUGAUCACGGUCACGUGUAGGGCCGCCCCUUUCGCCUUUGCUGGCUGUGGCUGCUUGUUGGGCCUGAGGCACCGUGCCCAGUGCGAACCACAGGCUCCCACAUUUUCGAUAUGUACAUACAAUCUGCUCUGUCCAACGUACGCUGUCAAGUGGAAGGAGCAGCAAGGCAUGGCAGCGGACGGUAGUUCGAAUUGGCCAGUGCGCUGGCCGGUGAUGCGAGACAUUCUGCAGCGAGGACAGUUUGAUGUUCUAUGCCUGCAAGAAGUAGAAAAUACCGAGCUGGACUCGAUUGUCGCCGAUCUGGGGAGCGGAUACCGGGCGAAGUACUUCAAGCACUCCCGGAGACCUCCCGACGGCCUGCUGAUUGCCGUGAAGAGCAGUGCCUUCAAAGCGUCUCCGGAGUGGAUCCUUGGCGAACAUCAAGGCUUCGCACUUGGAGGUGUUGAUUUGGAGCACCCAUGUGGGGCAAAGAUUCGCGUGGUCACCGGGCACAUGAAAGGGGGUCGUCCUGCGCAGCUCCAAGCCUUCGCAGAGUUUGCUUCCGCGGAGAGUUCCGCAGAUGUAGAGAUCCUCACAGCAGAUUUCAACGAGGAUUUUGCAGAACAGGGGCGAAGCGAAGGCGUCGUUCGAUGUCCUUUUGGACACGAGGAAAGGCCCUACAGCACGCUGCCGCGCGCCUUGGAAUUGCCUCAGCUCUCGCGCCCGCCGAACAAGCAGGACGAAGGCCAAUCGUCGGGCAAAGGAAAAGUCGACUAUAUCUGGGUGCGAGAGCGGACCAAGGAGUUUCGCACAGACAUGGUUUGCGACCCGCUCUCAAGAAGAGCAAUCAUCGAAAGUCAUCGAAACUGCGAUGCCACCGGCGAAUGGCCGAGUGAUCACGGAUGCGAGGCCUUCAGCGUGCAGCUUCAGC